Clarias gariepinus (North African catfish) is the source of this 4864-nucleotide messenger RNA. It is a transcript of the gene rrbp1b, whose product is annotated as ribosome binding protein 1b. The transcript is spliced from 28 exons. The record is from RefSeq and is a predicted model, not a curated record. Bases 185 to 4405 code for a protein of 1406 amino acids. NCBI's taxonomy places the organism in Eukaryota, Metazoa, Chordata, Actinopteri, Siluriformes, Clariidae. Gene Ontology annotation, biological process: protein transport. Gene Ontology annotation, cellular component: endoplasmic reticulum membrane.
CCACGACUCCAGAGUCAGCUCAGCGGCUGUUCCGAGUCAGUGAGAAAAGCGUCGGAGUUCGGACUCUCGUUGCUAGCUUUCGACCGAAGAGUUUUAACCGAAAAGAAGUGACUCGAACGUGUUAGCCCUCUGAUAGCCCUCUGUUCGAGAAACGGAAUAAUCGGUGGAACAGGACUGAAUAACGAUGGACGUGUACGACCCUCAGACCCUUGGCAUCAUGGUGUUUGGUGGCUUCAUGGUGGUUUCGGCUAUCGGGAUCGCCUUGGUCUCCACCCUUUCCAUGAAGGAAACCUCUUAUGAGGAAGCCCUGGCUAAGCAGCGUCGCGAACAGGCCAAGACUCAGCCCCAACGUGUAGACAAGAAGAAGAAAGCUGCAGAGAAGAAAGGCAAAGCCAAGAAGAAGGAGGAGAAGCCGAACGGGAAGCUUCCUGAACAGGAGGCGCAGAGCGACUCUGGCCAUGAGCCCGCUUCAGAAACAAGCGAACCUGAAUCCGAACCCGAGGUUGUUCCUGAGCGUGCUCUUGCUUCUGUCACUCAAGUUGAGGCAGCAGUCAUGAAGUCUGCUGCAGCAGCAGCAGUAGCAGCAGCCCCACCUGCCCUUUCCCCAAAAGACAAGAAGAAGAAGAAGGUAGCGAAGGUGGAGCCAGUCUCUGGUAAACCUGUAGAAAUUGUCUUCGAGACCAUCACCAAAGAACUGGCCCCUAAGAACGCCAAGGACGCCCAUAAGGACACCGCUGCCAAGAUUCCCAAGGAAACUGUUGGUAAAGUUGUAAAAGAACCAACUGGCAAGGCUGCAAAGGAAUCAGCUUCUAAGGGUGCCAAGGACCCUAUUGCAAAGGAAACAGCCACCAAGGUGGGCAAGGAGUCUGCUUCUAAGGAAGCAAAUCCUAAGGGGGGCAAGGAAUCCGUUGCUAAGGAAGCAAGUCCUAAAGGGGGCAAGGAAUCUGUUGCUAAGGGUGCCAAGGAGCCUGUUGUUAAGGAAGCAGCUAAUAAGGUUGCCAAGGAACCAGCUGCACCAAGUCCUAAAGGGGGCAAGGAACCAAGUCCUAAGGGGGGCAAGGAAUCCGUUGCUAAGGAACCAAGUCCUAAGGGGGGCAAGGAAUCCGUUGCUAAGCAACCAAGUCCUAAGGGAGGCAAGGAAUCCGUUGCUAAGGAACCAAGUCCUAAGGGAGGCAAGGAACCAAAUCCUAAGGGGGGCAAGGAAUCCGUUGCUAAGGAACCAAGUCCUAAGGGGGGCAAGGAAUCCGUUGCUAAGGAACCAAGUCCUAAGGGGGGCAAGGAAUCCGUUGCUAAGGAACCAAGUCCUAAGGGGGGCAAGGAAUCCGUUGCUAAGGAACCAAGUCCUAAGGGGGGCAAGGAAUCCGUUGCUAAGGAACCAAGUCCUAAGGGGGGCAAGGAAUCCGUUGCUAAGCAACCAAGUCCGAAGGCUGGCAAGGAAUCCGUUGCUAAGGGGAACAAGGAACCUACUGUUAAGGAAGCGGCUGCAAAGGUGGUGAAGGAAACCAUCGUCAAGGAACAAGCCACAAAGGGUGCAAAGGGUACUCAGGAACUUGUCUCAAAGCAGCAGGCUGGUAAGGUUUCUAAAGAACCUGCCGCUAAGGAGACGGCCGCUAAAGUUACUAAGGAUCCAGCUCUUAAGGAACCGACUACCAAGGCAGUCAAGGAACCUGUCGUUAAAGAGUCAACUGCAAAGCCUGCCAAAGAAUCAGCUGCUAAGUCUGCGAAAGAAUCUAAUGUUAAAAGCGCUAAGGAACCAGCUCCCAAGGGUGCAAAACAGCCAGCUGUCACUGUGGUGGCCGAGGUCGCCCCGACAGUGACCAUGCCAUUAAAAGCUGAGCCGCCCAAACCUGAAGCACCUUCCAAGAAGAAGUCAAAAAAGAAGGCAGAGUCAGUAGCUGCUGUGGAUGUUGCAGAUGUGCCCCUGCUGUUGCCAUUUAAAACCCUGGCCUCCACCCUGAGCAGCUCUAGUUUCAGCGACUCUGAGACGCAGAAGCUUUUAGAGAUCAUCAGUGACAAGGCGGGGGCUGACACCUGGCAGCUGGCGUCUCAGAAGGGCGACCCGUUGGCAGCGCUGAAGAAGCAGCUAGAGGAGAAGGACAAGCUCUUGUCUGCUGAGCAGGGGAACGCCAACGCGUCCAAGAACCGCAUCCGCGAGCUGACCAAGGAGCUGAGCAGCGAGAAGAGCAAGACGGCUUCGGUGGAAACCCGGCUGAGCUCGGAGCUGAGCUCUCGCGAGCAGGAGAUCACUGCGCUCCACGCCCGCAUGAAGGCUUCCUACGACGAGCACACACUCCAGACCCAGAAGCUUAACAGCAAGAUCCAAAGUCUGCAGGAUCAGCUGGAGAACGGACCCGCUGCCCAACUGUCCCGCCUACAGCAAGAAAACACCAUCCUGAGGGACGCUCUGAACAAAGCCUCCAGCCAAGCAGAGAGCAUGCAAAACACAGAGCUGGUAAAGCUGCGCCAGGACGUCGCGCGUCUGACCCGCGAGCUGAGCGAACGCACGGACUCCCAGCACGCCGAGGAGGAGCGUAGGAAAGCGCUGGAAUUCAAGAUGGCUGCCACCGAGGAGCAACUGACUAAAGUCAAGACAGGGCGCUCCGAGGCCGAGCAGACUUUGCAGCAGGCGCUGGAGAAGGUCAAGGCCGAGUUGUGUCAGGCACAGAGCACCAGCGCCGCCCUGCAGGCCCAGCUGCAGCAAGCGCAACAGGGAGGCAGCCAGCUCAGUGAUCUGCAGGAGUGUUUGCGUAACUCGGAGGUUAAGCUUAAGGACAGGUGUGCAGAGGUGGAGGCUCUCAAAGCUCAGCUCGCUCAGGUGCAGCAGGACACACAGGAACAAGUCCUCGUUGAAGGCCAGGCCCCGCUGCAGUCUGCCGCACCGCAGGUGGAGAACUCUGAGGAACUGGAGCAGCUGAAAAGCAGUGUGAGGGAGAAGGAGAAUUUGGUGGCAUCUCUAGAACAACAGCUAGAGAAGAUGAAAACAAGUGCCGUGGAGACGGAGAGCUCAGUGCAGCAGCUACAGAGCGUUCUCUCAGAGCGAGAGAGCAAGGUGUCUUCACUCGAGGAGCAGCUGAAGCAGUUGAGGGAACAGACCGAGCAGUUUAGCUCUACGACGGAGAGCUCGGUGCAGCAGCUGCAGGACAGCCUGGCCGAGCGAGAGAGGAAAGUCUCGGCGCUGGAGGACGAGCUAAAGCAGCUGAGGGAGGCUGCCGCGACUGCAGAAGCGGAGCAGCCGUUUGAGAACUUGGAGAAGGAUGCUUGUUUGAUUAAUCUGGAGGAGGAGCUCCAGCAGCUGAGAGGGCAGGUGGAACAGGCGAAGGCUGAGACCAAGGAGCUUCAAGAGAAGAACAAAGCUGCGGCUGAGGCUCUGGCUGCGGCCGAGCGACAGAGUGAAGAGAGACUGAACCAGGCAAUGAACGCUCAGAAUGAGGUCAAACAGAAGCUCGACGUUCUCCAGGUGGAGACCAGGAACGCUCUACAAACCCUCUUUCCACACAUCGUCGUAGAAACAGAACAGAGUAACUGGUUGGACACGUUUACACUUAAAGCACAGGAGAUGCUCUCACACAGCCGACAAGGAGCAUCUGAAGAUAAAGACGCAGCACUAACGGACGCUCUACAGAAGUUAAAGGAAGCUGAGGAGAGUCAGACAGCACUGCAUGCGCAAUGUGAGCAAUACAGAGCCACACUGAGUGAUACGGAGAGCAUGCUAAAGGAUCUGCAAAACAGCGUGCAGAAUGAAGAGGUUGCAUGGAAGUCCAAGAUCGUUGAAGUCGAGGAACAGCGGCAGGCGCUAAAAGGGCAGGUGAUGCUGCUGGAAGCACAGCUGGAGAAGCAGCUGGAGUCCUUCAGCUUCAGUCAGAGCUGUGCUGAGGAGGUUGAGCAGCUAAAGACGUUGUUAACAGCGACCCAGAGUCAGCUGGAGGCGGCCCAAUCAGACGCCCAGAAACAGCGUGCCGAGCUCUCGGCGGUCAGACAGCAACUGCAGGCGGCGGCCGAGCGUGCGCGGAGCGUCGAGGACACACAGCCCGGCCAGGUGCAGGCACAGCUGGAGCAGACAGAGGUCCGACUCCAGGCAGAAGUGAGCGUGCGCCAGCAGGUGGAGCACAACUACGAUGAGGCACAGAGGUCCAUGAACGACCUGGCGGCUCAGGUGUCGCAGCUGAAAGCAACAGGAGACGGAGCUGCGGCAGACCUCAAGGAGAGGCUGGAGAAGGAGGUGCAGCUGACGCACGAGCUCAGCGAGAACUCUGCUGCACUUCAGCAGAAACUGAACAACACUCAGGAGGAGCUCACCAAAGAGAAGGAGGUGGUGAAGAAGCUGCAGGAGGAACUCGAGGAGAAAGCUCAGCCAAAGCAGGAGCAGCAGGAAGGAGAAGAGCUAAAGGAAGGAACCUCGGUGUGACGUCUCGGCUGGAAAAACAACAUGCUAAACAACCAAAAAACAAAAAAGCCUUAAUUAUUCCCUGUUCUUGUCUCUGUAAUCAUUCGUGUACUGUAUUAAAAAGAGCGCAAAGGGAGGGGAGUGACAUACUGGGGUCCAAACAAGUUAAAUGACUGAUUUUAUUUUUAGUAGAAUUCUUUGGUUAAAUGUGGUCAAAUUAUUGUUAUUAUUAUUAUUAUUUUUUGUCCAUGUCCAAGACUCUUCACAUUCCUUCGACUGUCAGUGUUACGAAGAAAAGGGCAAAGUGCAUGUGCGUCAGACGCACGCUCCUGUGCAAUCACUUACAAAGACUGUCCUUCACGUGAAAGUGAAGAGAAGGAACGCUUCACGUUACAGCGAUGCAAUAUACAGCCCUGACACUACUUGUAGUCGGCUGCUGACCAAAUGUGAUUUAUAAUUAAAUAAACGUUUAAGACAUUA